CGUACUAAAGCCGCUUUGUGUGGCUGUUCUGUUGAAUGACAGCUGUGAGCGACGGAUAGGACGGUCAUCGGAUAUGUCAUAAGAAAUACGGAAAAGCAGCGAUGACGAUAAGCGGCAGGAAAUCCGAGUCGGAACGGCGGAGUCGGUUCGCAUGAUCGGGGAGAGAUUUGUGGAACUUGACGCAAUACGAGCAUCAUGUGCCCUGUACUCUUGGAGAACGAGGAACGUUGUCUGGGUGGCGUGACCUUCUUCGCGCAAAGCCACCCGGUGGAGGUGUGCGGUAGCAACGGGCUGCCGCUCACGCCGAACUCCAUAACCAUCUACGGGAAGGCGCAGUUCCUGAAGACCGUCUACCAUCCGCAUCUCUCCCCUUAUCUCGAUGUAAUUAGAAGCAAGCACGAGAGGAUCGUGGUCGUUGCAGAAUACAGCGGGGAUCCUUUGAGCACCAGACAUGACCUAAGUACAGAGGAGAUCGUCAAGAUAGCCUUUCAGAGUCUCUUGGCGCUGCAGCACAUGAACGAGCUGGAUCUGGUGCAUAGACACUUGAGUCCAGAUAACAUAUUGAUUAAGAAAAAUGGCGACGUCCAGUUAUACAAUUACGGAUUGUACUACAUGACAGAUGGAGGAAAGAACGUAUCUUUCCCAAUCGGCUCUCCAAAGUACACGGCACCGGAGGUAUUUCUCACUUCCGGCCCAAGUGGCGUUAAAAUAGAUUCCUGGUCUUUGGGGAUGAUCAUAGCGGAACAGCUGUUGGGGCAGCCCAUUUGGCCCGGUGUAAAACUGUCCCAGUGCUUGAGGAAAGUAUUGAGCUUAAUAUUGUGCAACACCAGCAUAUUCGAACGUCUUGCCAGGGAAAACAAUUGUUUCGACGCUUACGAAAAGUUGCCAAAGGAACUGAAGGAAUUCGUCGAUUCGUGUCUGCAAAUUUAUCCCAUCAGGCGCAAGACUCCGGAGGAAUUGCUGGAGCUGCCGAUAUUCGCCGAACACUUAACGCGAUGUACGCAGGAGAAGGAGGAAAAUCUCUAUAAAAAUGUUAUUGUUAGAAAGAUGGACGAGUUGUAUUAUCUGUGGCAAUUAGCCGGCGGUGAUAUUACUGUGGAACUAAAGAAGCAGAGUCUCAUUAGAUCAAGGCCACCUAUCUUAUCUAUUCCAAACUUAGUCAUACUACUGGGCCAAAUGUUCGGUCAGAGGGACACUGCUAGUCUACUCGACGUAAGAGUCGUAAAAGUUCCUAUGGAGACUCUUCGCCAGCGUUUAGCUCACAUCCCGUACAUAGCAAACUAUCCGUGGUUGACAAAUCAAAUGCGAGUUCAGGCACAGGAAGAUCUAACGAAUGCCGCGUCUCAGUUGCCAUUAAUCAUAAGGGAGCGUGACACGGAGUAUCAGUUUUACAGGCUUGUCCUGUUUGGUAGACUCUUGCAGGCUUACCCGCUCACUCAGGAGGCAAUUAUCGAGGAGGCACACAAGGAUAUACCGCCUCUGGUCCGAGGUGCCAUAUGGGCAGCUUUGCUUGGUAUCACCGGCGACAUACAUAAGCGUUACGACAUGAUUGAUAAGGAAACGCCAACGCACACUGAUCGGCAGAUAGAGGUGGAUAUACCGAGAUGCCAUCAGUACAGUGAGUUACUGUCGUCUGGUGCCGGACACGAACGACUGCAGAGACUGCUAAAGGCAUGGGUCAGAAAUAAUCCACAUUAUGUCUACUGGCAAGGGCUCGAUUCCCUGACAGCGCCGUUUCUUUAUCUGAAUUUUAAUAACGAAGCUCGGGCUUUCGCGUGUCUGUCGGCCUUCAUACCAAAGUAUCUCCACAAGUUCUUCCUGAAGGACAACUCGGCGGUGAUACAGGAGUAUCUGGGCAAGUUUUCCCAGAUCAUUGCAUUCCACGAUCCUCAACUAGCAAAUCAUUUGAAGUCCAUAAACUUUGUACCGGAACUCUUUGCCAUACCGUGGUUCCUAACAAUGUUUUCACAUGUAUUUCCGUUGCAUAAAAUAUUGCAUCUAUGGGAUAAGUUAUUGCUUGGAGACUCGUCGUUUCCUCUCUUGGUUGGAUUAGCGAUAUUGAAGCAACUAAGAGACUCCUUGCUAAUGUCGGGCUUCAACGAAUGUAUUCUUCUGUUCUCCGAUCUGCCCGAGAUUGACAUAGAAUUAUGCGUUAAGGAUUCCAUGACAAUGUAUCAAAAUACACCCGCUAGCAUUACCUACCGAAAACACCAAUACAAUACAGCGAAGGACGCAAAUUGGAUUGAGCCCGAAGCGGGAACCGAAAAUAUGCCAAGGAUAAGUGUAGACGACUUUUUAAGUCUCUACAACUCGCCGAGUAAAGUUAUAGUGGUUGACGUACGUAGCAAUAUACAAUUCGAGAGAGGUGCUGUUCUCGGCAGUAUUAACAUUCCAUUCACGAGUGUGCAAUUAUCUCAAACUCACAUCGAUACACUCAGGCCGCACGCAAAGCCGCUGAUAGAUAAUAAAAGCAACGCCGUUGUGAUUAUUGGACCGCAUGAUCAAAACAAUGCGUUGUUUGCAGAUUUUCUGGUGAAAUGUAAUGUCAUGGGAGUCUGUUCUCUGCAGGGCGGUAUUAACGCGUUGCGCUCCAAGUCCCCGAAUAUCAUAGUACCUGUACGCUAAUUGAAUUAUGUAACUGAAUCACUAUACGUAUAAUACUCAGACUUAUUCAUCGAUACAGUACAAUCGAUGCUGUAUAACUUGUAAAAUCUUGUACAAUUUUGUUAUAAAAGGUUUUCAAUGUA
This is a messenger RNA of Vollenhovia emeryi, 2747 nucleotides long. Its product is annotated as TBC domain-containing protein kinase-like protein. The record is from RefSeq and is a predicted model, not a curated record. Gene Ontology annotation, biological process: protein phosphorylation; activation of GTPase activity. Bases 196 to 2625 code for a protein of 809 amino acids. Lineage: Eukaryota; Metazoa; Arthropoda; Insecta; Hymenoptera; Formicidae. The transcript is spliced from 12 exons. Gene Ontology annotation, molecular function: GTPase activator activity; protein kinase activity; ATP binding.